Molecule: messenger RNA, 2571 nt
Organism: Rhodotorula toruloides NP11
Lineage: Eukaryota; Fungi; Basidiomycota; Microbotryomycetes; Sporidiobolales; Sporidiobolaceae
Product: F-box and WD-40 domain protein 1/11
Exons: 5
Coding region: 1-2571 (856 amino acids)
Molecular function (GO): protein binding
Source: RefSeq, a predicted model, not a curated record
AUGACCGAUCCCGACCCACCACGGCCGUCGCAUCCUUCCCACUCCUCGUCGCUCGACGAGUCGAUCACCGACUCGAACACGCCGAUGGACACCUCUGCGGCGCUGACGGUACCGUCGAGGGGACGGCGAGGAAUCUCUGACCGUGCAGCUGAAGCAGGCGAAGCGGAUGCGGACAUGGAGGUCGACCCGCCUCAUCCUCUUGGCUCCCUCUCUUCCUCAAGGACGAACCCCCUCACGUUCCUCGCCUCGUCAUCGCCCUCGCGUGCACUCUCGCGCAUGUGGGACCGCUUCUCGCCUCCUUCCGUCUCUUCACCCUUCCAUCUCCCACACCCUCCCGCCUUUCCUCCCAGCUUCCUCGCCAGAUCGGGUCCGCCCGCGUCACCCGACCCCACCAUUCCUGCAGAGACAGAUCUCUUCGCGCCGCAACGACAAAUUCGCCCGAUUCUCGAGCAGCAUGACUCGGCGUCUCAGCUGUCGUUCUCGUUGCGGAGAGGAAGCGAAGCGGGAGUUGGCGGCCGCUUGCCCAUGUCGUCGGUGCGAGAAGAGGAGGCAGUGCCUGCGAGUCGUUGGAGGUCGGCGAGCGAGGGAUGGGAGUCGCCGUUCAAACUGCCGAGCAUGCCGUGGAAAGGCAAGGAGAAGGACAACCCGCCUCUGGAGUCGAAUAUCCUCGGCUACGACGACGAAGCAUGCUUUGUGGAUGGGCUGGAGGGCAAAGUCGACUUCCUCGCCUCGCUUCCUUCCGAGAUCUCUCUGCACAUCCUCACCCACCUCGACUUCCGCGACGUCCUGUCCGUCAGCCUCGUUUCGCGUCAAUGGCGCAUCCUCGCCCUCGACCCGCUGCUCUGGCGCGACCUCUUCCACCAGAACCCGCGCUGGCACAUCAAGCCUGAAGCGUAUCGAGCGGCCGCUCAGGCUGCGCAAGCGGCACAGGCUGCAGCUACUGCAGCGAAGGAGGCUGUCACGGCGAGCCAGAAUGGGACUGGCAGCCAGCAGGCUUCAGAUCGUCCGAUUAUGCCGAACCUGAAACGUGCGGCAAGCAGCUUCGGUCGCGCAGGAGCGAAGCGUCUCGUCACGGGCGCAGACAAGGUCUCGCAAGGCGGCGCCGUCAUCGGUCGCAAACUGAGCGAGAUCGUAGGCGACUUUGGCGGACUUUCGCUCGUUCCCGGCAUGGCCAGCGUACCGUCGUCGCGAGUGCAUUCUCGUGCGCCGAGUGAGAACGGAGACGUUGUCAUGGAGCCGAGCCAGACUCGGCCGCCAACACGACCUUCGCCGAAUCGUCGCUCGACUGGAUCGACUCAGCUUCUCAGCCUCUCAACGGCUGGACCGCCGUCUCUUUCAACUCUUCAAACAAACGCAUUCGCAUCGCCUCCUUCCGCAACUUUGUCUCGCAACAACUCGUCGUCCGCCCUCUCCUCCCUCACCUCUGCACUCCCGACCACCAUGACUACCCCUCGACGGAACUCUGCUGCGCCGCCCUCUGUUGCGCCGAACAGUCCCGUCCCUACUUCCAAGCCACGACUGCCUUCCUCGCCGUACUCCAACGCCGCUCGCCCUACCACAGCCGACUUCGACGAGUUGACAGAUCCAGCGGGAGCCGCAUCGCUCUACCUUGACUGGCCGCGCCUCUACCGUGACCGCUGGCUUCUCGAGCGGCGGUGGCAGCGUGGCAAGCCGAGCUGGAGCUGGUUCGAGGGCCACACGGACAGCGUCUACUGCAUCCAGUUCGACGAGCGCAAGAUUAUCUCUGGCUCGCGCGAUCAGACAAUCCGCAUCUGGGACAUCGCCUCAGGUACGACCAUCCACACCCUCACAGGCCAUGAAGGCUCCGUCCUUUGCCUCCAGUACGACUCUUCAAUCCUCGUCACCGGCUCGUCCGACUCGCGCGUCAUCGUCUGGGACCUCGUCGGCGACGAGGCGACAGGGAAGGGGAAGUACGAGCAGAAGAUGACGCUUGUUGGGCAUGCGAUGGGCGUGCUUGACCUUUGCUUCGAUGACAAGUGGAUCGUCAGCUGCUCCAAGGACACGACAACUCGCGUCUGGAACCGCUCGACCGGCGACUUGUACCGCGUCCUACAAGGCCACCGCGGCCCCGUCAACGCUGUCCAGCUUCACGGCGACCACGUCCUGACUGCCUCGGGCGACGCGCUCAUGAAGCUGUGGGACCUUCAUACCGGCCAGACGAUCCGCACCUUUUCCGGUCACUCGCGCGGUCUCGCCUGCGUCCAUUGGGCGCCGAGCGGCUCGCACUUUGUCUCGAGCAGCAACGACAAGACGAUCAAGCUGUGGAACGCCGAGACGGGCGAGUGCGUCCGGACCUUCGUCGGCCAUACGGACCUCGUGCGCGGCUUGGCGUACGACGAGAAAAGCAAGAUGAUCGUCAGUGGAGGAUACGACCGCUCGACGAGGGUGUGGGACGCCGAGACGGGCAGGGAGAUCCACAAGUUCAAGAGUCACGCCAGCCUCGUCUUUGACGUUGCGUUCGACGCGAGCCGGAUCAUCAGCUCUUCGCACGACAAGCGCAUCCUCCUCAUGAACUUUGGCGUCGGCCUCGACGUCGACAAGUUCGCCUAA